GUGAUGACCGUCAACUGCUACAACGGGUAUUUCGCGAGUUUGAGGAGGCAACGUGGAUCAGUCUUUAUCUGGAAGACGAGGUGGACGCCGGAGUUCAGUUGGAGCUCCUGCCAUAGCUGGAUCUGGAGUUCACCCCUGCCAUCGUGUACGACCCGGAGGCGGUAGCCGCUGCCUGCGGCUCCCUCCGUCAGAGCAUCACCCAAAAUCGAGUGGAGGGAAAGAUGGUGUGCGGAGCGGACGCAGAGUGGCAGUUUUCACCUCGUGGGCGGGAACCUGUAGCGACCUUCCAGAUUGCGGCUUUGAGGGGGCCGUCGUUCCUCUUCCACCUGCAGAGAGGGAGCUCUGGUUUUACGAAGGAAACAUUUCCCGCUCCCCUGAAGGCUCUUCUCGAGGACCCCAGCAUCAUCAAGGCUGGUGUUGCCAUCAACACGGAUGCCACGCAUAUGCUCAACGACAAUGGCGUGAAAAUGGCGAGCACGGUGGACCUGCGUGUCCUCGCCGUUUCCAAGUUGGUGGUGACAUCGUCUCGAACACUCGCCGGCUUGACGGCGUGCCUCCUGGGGAGGCAGCUGCUGAAAGACACCGUUCGAUGCUCCCGUUGGGGGAGCCCUCGACUCUCCGAUGAACAGCGAGACUACGCCAUCAGGGACGCCGUUGCCUCGGCACUCUUGUACGAGGCCAUCCACAAGAACAAGGACCCGAUCACGUCCGUGCCUUCUUCACCGUUCGACCCGGCUAUCGGCUUGAAGGUGCGCCUCUACAACGCGAGCCAUUCCGCCUGCGUGGCGGUAGGUCACGUGGUGUCCGACGCCACCGCGGAGGCCGCCCUUCGUCACUGGCAAAGUUCUGUGUCUGUGUUCUGCGGCAGGGGCGGCGGGGGCGACGGGGGCGGCGGGGGCGGCGCGGGCGGCGUUGCCGCAGUUCAGGGCCUGCACCGAAUGCGGACACCACAAGGGUGCAUACCCUGCUGA
Ectocarpus siliculosus is the source of this 971-nucleotide messenger RNA. NCBI's taxonomy places the organism in Eukaryota, Phaeophyceae, Ectocarpales, Ectocarpaceae. The record is from the annotation of a GenBank genome assembly.